AUGAAAAGAGGUUUUGAGUACGCACCGACGAAAUGCAACGACCAUAAGAUAACCGCACGAUGCCGUGUCUCAGAUUGUCCUUGGAGAAUAAAGGCGCGUCAAGUACCAGGAAUUGCUCAAUGGUGGGUGAAGAAAUUUGAUUCGCAACACACUUGUAGCAGGGCAAUAGGGGGAUUGGGCCACAGGAAUUGCGAUGCGGCUUUUAUAGCAGAAUUUGUUAGGGGGCAGGUGGUGGCAAACGAGAAAUACACGUCGAAGAUGGUUCAGACCGAGAUUCUUCAGCAGCACGGCGUAAAAAUUUCAUACUGGAAAGCCUACCGGGCUAGAGAAUUGGUCCUUCAAGAGGUGCGCGGCGAUUUCGAGGGCUCGUUCGCUCUACUUCCCUCGUACAUGCAAGAGUUGAGGAGUGGAGAUGCGCAAACAUGUCUCCAAUUACUUUACCAGGACGAGGGUCAUUUUCACCGUUUUUUCUUGGCAUUCGGAGCAGCGAUUCGAGCAUUCAGGAAGCACUGCAGGCCGUUGAUUGGUCUGGAUGGAACGUUCCUAACUGGUAAGUUUAGAGGUUGUCUGCUGACGGCGUCAUGUAUUGAUGGGAAUAACUGUAUAUUGCCAUUGGCGUGGGCAGUUGUUGAAGGUGAAAAUCGCUAUUCCUGGCACUGGUUUCUGGAACAGUUACGGGAUGGCGUCGUCGGUGAUCACGACUCCAGCAGAGCAAAUAGUGUACUUACUAUUGUUUCCGACCGCCAAAAAGGAUUGAUUGAUGCUGUAUCCGAUGUUUUUCCGGAUGCAGCUCAUGGUUAUUACAUUUACCAUCUGUCUACCAAUCUCGCGCACGCGCCAAAGAAUACACCUGCGUGGAGAAGAUUUUGGGCUGCGGCGCGUGCAUACACUGUCGUGGAGUUCAACGAACAUAUAGAGAAGAUAAAGGAGUUGAACCCCGAACAGUACAAGUAUGUGGUUAAGCUGCCUCAGCAUAGGUGGGCUACCCAUUGCUUCCUGGGAAUGCGUUAUUCAAUGCUCACUUCCAACUGUGCCGAGACGAUAAAUAGUGUAAUUCGACAUUUAAAGGGCCUUCCAAUUACCUACCUCGUCGAGGAAACAUGA
This is a messenger RNA of Ananas comosus (pineapple), 1104 nucleotides long. RefSeq lists its product as uncharacterized. Lineage: Eukaryota; Viridiplantae; Streptophyta; Magnoliopsida; Poales; Bromeliaceae. The transcript is spliced from 2 exons. The coding region runs from base 1 to 1104 and encodes 367 amino acids. The record is from RefSeq and is a predicted model, not a curated record.